UACGGAUCAUGAGAAGCGUGCUGAUAUUCAUGCUGCCAUCUUUCAUUCAGAGCAGACUAGGACAUCAUGCCGACCCUACGUCAAGCAAGAAAGUCCACGCAACAGCAUGGCUCGAUGGUCUGCGAGGUUUAGCAUCUGUCUUUGUCUUUUUCCACCACCUCUCAAUGUUAUCACACAACAUAUGGGCGCCCUGGGAUCCUGAACGCUUUAGCUCGCCCUUACGCCUACCAUUGAUUCGCUUCUUCUACCACGGCCCCUUUAUGGUGGGCAUCUUCUUCGCCGUCUCAGGUUAUGCUCUCUCCUACAAAGCUGUCAAACAGAUGCGACAAGGAGAUCUCGAGGCCCUUUGUUCAUCGUUCUCGUCUUCGGUUUUUCGCCGAGCUUUUCGAAUUUUCUUGCCUUGUAUCGCAUCAACGUUCUUCAUCGUCUUGGCCAUUCGAUUUGGGCUAUACGAGUGGACAAGACCGAUCGCAGACAACCACACACGAUUCUCUGGCUUCUCGGAACCCCAUCCUGAACGUACAGCGACGGUAAUUGAACAGAUUAAACCCUGGCUUAUCCUUUUUGUGAAUCCAUUCACAAACUACGAUGUUACGCAUUACGAUGUGCAUCUCUGGACUAUCUCGACGGAAUAUACGAAUUCCAUCAUUCUCUUCGUCACGCAGCUCGGCCUUUGCCGCUUAAGACCAUGGUUUCGGCUGCUCUCCUUGAUCUGCUUGAUUGUCUUUGCAUAUCAAAUCGCUCACUGGUCUAUUAUCUUGUUCUAUGCAGGUUUCAUAUUUGCCGAGUUAGACAUCAGUCGUCAGCCUGCGACAUCUCAACCCAGAACAAGAACGCGUAUUGAUCUCUUCUGGUCCACGAUUUACAUCGUUGUCUUUCUCUGCGGACUAUACCUUGGUGGUCAACCAGAGAUGAACUUGGAGAACGCGCCUGGUUGGAAUACGCUCCUUGUAUGGAUCCCUGAGUCGUUCGGGGUAAGAUGGUGGACAAGCUGGGGCGCUCUCCUAGUUGUCUGGUCAACAUCAAACUCCCCGACACUCCAACGCUUGUUCAACAACAAAGUGUCGCAGUAUUUAGGCAAGAUCUCUUUUGGUCUAUACCUCGUUCAUGGUUACAUCACCCACACGGCGGGAUAUCUCUUGCUGGCAUUUUUCUGGAACGUCAUUGGCGAUGAUACUCAUAUGAAAAAGGAGACAGGAUUUGUUUUGGCUACGAUAUUUCUCUUGGCCGUUCUCAUCUGGGCGGCUGAUGUAUUCACGCGAUUGGUAGACACACCAUCGCUGAGAUUUGCCAGGUGGCUGGAGCAAAAAUGUCUUGCGAAGCAUGAU
Molecule: messenger RNA, 1328 nt
Organism: Aureobasidium uvarum
Lineage: Eukaryota; Fungi; Ascomycota; Dothideomycetes; Dothideales; Saccotheciaceae
Source: the annotation of a GenBank genome assembly